Molecule: messenger RNA, 1218 nt
Organism: Papaver somniferum (opium poppy)
Lineage: Eukaryota; Viridiplantae; Streptophyta; Magnoliopsida; Ranunculales; Papaveraceae
Product: F-box/kelch-repeat protein At3g06240-like
Exons: 1
Coding region: 1-1218 (405 amino acids)
Molecular function (GO): protein binding
Source: RefSeq, a predicted model, not a curated record
AUGUCAAGCUUAUUCCCAGAUGUUAUAAUCUCUAACAUUCUUUCUCGGUUGCCCGUGAAAUCAGUCUUACGAUUCAGGUGCGUUUGCAAGUCUUGGUGUCGAUUAUUCCGUCACCCCAAAUUUAUCAAGUUACAUUUAGAUCAUGAAACUGAAAAAGAAAAUUUUAGUCUCCUGUGGGAUUAUCAAGGCAAGAUUUGCUCCACAGACUACAAUUAUGAAUGUUCAUUGUCGUCGUUGUCAUCAUUACUGUAUAAUGAAACUGUUAAUGUAGAUUGCUCUAUUGAUUUUAAUGAUUUGCUCCGGAUGGGCUUAAUGUUAAUUAAUAAUUCUUGUAAUGGAGUAGUUUGCUUGACUGCUCCCGGUAUAGUUAUCCUCUGGAACCCAUCCACAAGAGAAUCCACCAGGAUAAUUUCACGUAGGGAUGCGUUUAUUGGUUUUGGUUAUGAUUCUGAUAUUGGUGAAUUCAAGAUGGUAGAACUUUCAAGAAUCAAUCCCAUGAUUCCGACAAAAAGAAAAAGAAAUGGCGUAGGAUCUUCACAUUAUUCUGACUGGGAGAAUUGUCUCCGGGUGUAUUCAUUUGAAUCAAAUUCAUGGAAAGUCAUUCCAAAAGUCUCUUACAAAAUUACUUCUUAUGAGAUUGUAUUUUUCAAAGGAGCUUUCCAUUGGUUGGCAAGGCCCUGCGAUGGCUCCAAACAAGUUCUAGUUUCUUUUCUGAUGAAAGAUAAGAGAUUCCAGGAAGUGCUACUACCACAACAUUUUUAUCAGGAUAAUACAACUUUAAGUGCUACAAGAGUAGGUGUCGUGGGAGGAGUUCUUGCUUUAAUCCAUACUGUGUACAAUAUUCGAACAGAAAUAUGGUUGAUGAAGGAAUUCGGAGGAAUUAAUUCUUGGACUCAACAUUGCUUCAUCAACCUACGGAUAAUUCGUGAACAUCCCAUUGCACGAUUGACUGUUAUGCGGUCUUUCAAGAAUUGUGAGUUACUGCUUCAAAUGUAUCCUCCUAGUCAGGAUGGUACACGUCUGUUUUUAUAUGACCCUAAUCAGGGAAAGGGCAGAGCUGUAGAUAUCCAUGAUAUGCCACAGAAAUUUAAGAAGCAACAUUCUCCUAUCAAUUCUUACAUCAGAACCUUGACUUGGGUAGGUUCCAAUACUUCAGAAGAAGCAACUCAAAGGAAGAUGACACUUAGGAGCUGGACCAAGAGGCAUUUGCAGCAAUAA